This is a messenger RNA of Dendronephthya gigantea, 834 nucleotides long. RefSeq names its product calmodulin-like. The coding region runs from base 96 to 572 and encodes 158 amino acids. NCBI's taxonomy places the organism in Eukaryota, Metazoa, Cnidaria, Anthozoa, Malacalcyonacea, Nephtheidae. The transcript has 6 exons. The record is from RefSeq and is a predicted model, not a curated record. Gene Ontology annotation, molecular function: enzyme regulator activity; calcium ion binding.
ACUGCGUUGUAUACAUUUAAAACAAGGCCAGUUUGGUUUCUUGCGCUGUUUAUUUAAACGAAAUAUUCUCGUAAGCUCAUCGUUCUUGCCUGAAAAUGCCGGUGGAACCAGGUGAAGGAAUGAAACUGCUCACAGAAGAACAGCUGGAAGAAUAUCGUGAUGCUUUUGAUGUUUUUGACCGAGAUGGGAAUGGCAAGGUUUCUAGUGACGAACUUGGUCCUUUAAUGCGAAGCUUGGGGUCUAAUCCUAAGGAUGAACAUUUACAAGAUCUAAUUAAUGAGGUGGAUUAUGACGGUGAUGGCGUUCUCAAUUUCACGGAGUUUGUUGAUUUAAUGGUUAACGAUAAACCAGAAAUUGAAAUGGAUCUGGAACUUAUUGAAGCUUUUCACGCUUUUGAUACUGAGGACACUGGUUUUAUUAAUUCAGCUGACUUGCGCGAAGCAUUUCAGCGCAUGGACGAACCACAGGGGGAUGUUGAGGACAUUAUUGAUGCAACAAAUGUCCGUGUCGACAGAAAGGUCACAUAUGAUGAGUUUGUUGCACUCACUGUUAUCUUGAAGAGUGAAAAGUAAAGAAUGCAAUAAAAUUUUAACAAAACUUUUAAUGCCAGCGAAAGAUAAUGGAACUACUUACUGGCUUCUAAAAGUAAAAUUUUAACAAUGGAACGUGUUGAAAGGCAAAAUUUUGAAGAACAAAUAUUAAUCGCUUGCUGUAUAAAAAUUAAACAAUUUGAUGAGCUGUUUUAAGUAUUACUGGAAUACUUUAGUAGUUUAGUUAGUGAUUAUAUAAAUGUCUGUUUCUCAGAAUAAAUAAAUUCUUUAAACGUGUGUCAUU